AGAGACGACGAAAUACUAGUCUGCGAAAGGUUCCUCGGCUACAUGGGCGCUUGCGGAGAUAAGAUAACAAAUCCCGUACCUGCCGCUGGUUUUGCUAUCAGAAAGAUGCCUUUCUUGACGAUGACGAUCGAACCCAAACGACCUCGGACUGGAGAAUCGCAUUCCUGACCUUUGACCGCGUCGGCGAGCUCGUCGCUGAGUCUUUCUUCCUAUCCGGCCUGCUUCACUCCGUCUGCAUGGAUCCAUGUUCGAUGACGGUACCUGGCUCUCGCCGUCCGAUAUCUCUCGUGAUUCCUCUGCAGCAACGUUCCACCCUACCCCCCGCUCAGCCAGAAACUUCACGAGCCAAGACUCCAUCAUCUUCCCAGCCAUCAUCGAGUAUCCGGAGAAAGCCUCUCCGGACUUACAAGGCUAUCAGUGCGCAUGAACCUGUAGGGCUCCGUGUGGAAGGUACUGCGUCCGUCCGCUGCCUCUAUCAUUCACGCUGAACGAGAGCGCUCCGCUGUCCCAAGAUUCGCAGUACCCUAACGGGCGUGUGGAAUCGAACACCCCACAGACGCAGCUGUCGUCCAAGAAGCACAACAACGAGGGACCAUGUGCGUCCGGCAGCCGUCCAAACGGCCCUCCAUUGCCACUGUACCACCCCCAGGGCGGACUGGCCCUAUCGCUGCCAGAACUCGACCCUGCAGACUUUGGGCUCCAGAACCCAAUCAGCAUCGACGACCAUGACAUCCGCAUACACGACCACGACACGUCACGACGCGCCUCCUCGCGCGCGCGGCGGCCGCCUGCGAAGCUGCGCGACCGCGAUCCCGGCGAGGAAGACGAAGUGGCCGCGGCGAUGAACGAGCUCAUGAACGGCUCGUCCCCCACCGUGCACAAAGCGGUCGAGGUGCAGGCACGCGCAGCGAGCCCGCGGAAGCGCAGGGCGGCGGGCGGCGGCAAACGCAGGCGCAGAGAGAUUGACGACGCAGACGGCACGUACCCCAACCCGCCGAAGCGGUCGCGGAACCCGCGCGGCACGACUGCGAACGCGGUGGCGUCGCCGCUCGCGGGGCUUGCGACGGCUGCGGACGAGGUCGACAUGGACGCGGCCGCAGUGCCGGAGCUCCAGGACGCGGACGAGGCCCGCAGCGACGUUGCGGACGUCCAGGAGCAAAGGCCGUCCACGCGCUCGAGGCGCAGGCCGCCGGCACAGAAGCGCAGGGGCUCAAGCGCAAGCGAGACAACGGCAACCUCCGUGUCGGUGUCUAUUGCCCUCAACUCGCGAAGGCCACGUUCUGGGCCCUAUCUCUCCAAGCCCGAGGACGAGAAGGAUGCAGACGUGGACAUGGCCCCCGCUCAGCCGACAGAGGCGACAGAGCCUCCAGUACAGGCGCGGCCGUCCGCGCCACACAACGACAAGUCGGGAUCGGACACUUCGGAGAGGCCCAUGGAGCUGUCAACACCGCCUGAGACCGCGGAGGACGUGCCGAUGAACGUGGAAAAAGGCGCACAGAACGUCAGCGCACCAGACGAAACACCGACGACAUUUGUCAGCAGAACGACAGAUGGUGGGCAAAAUGGCGCGAUGGACGGUUCGAGUCCCAAGGGCGCCCCUCAGCUGCUGGCUGACGAGUCAAACGGCGCUCUCAUCAAGUCGCAUGGUGCCCCUUCCCAAGUCAAAGACGAUACAAUGGCAGGCACUGCCAUAGACCCUGCUGAGUCGAGUAAAAACGCGCGCGCUCCCACACACGCUCCAGCUGACUCGAAGCCUCCGCCCUCAUCGGUCAGUCCGCCAGAGACGGAGAAGCUACCUGAAGAGAACGAGCCACCGCAGCCUGCGUCUAGCCCCGCAGAAAAUCCUGGCGUCAGGCCCCCCGAGCCUGCUCACGAGGAUGAGAAAGAGGAGGGGGAGCUGAGCGAAGACGGCUGAUGAUACCCGUAUGCCUUGUUACCCCUCCGUGCCUUUUCACUCCUGGUUUAUCUCUCGUAUCGCGCUAUCUGUAUACGGCUUUCUUUGCUGAGUGUAUUGUAUUCUCUGGUUUGUAUUAUUGUUCCUUUUGUUCCUCGUCGUGUAUCUCUGUAGGGAAGCUAAUAUUGAUGUCUGAAUGGCGUGGCUCGCUCUCG
Molecule: messenger RNA, 2109 nt
Organism: Phanerochaete carnosa HHB-10118-sp
Lineage: Eukaryota; Fungi; Basidiomycota; Agaricomycetes; Polyporales; Phanerochaetaceae
Exons: 1
Coding region: 1331-1915 (194 amino acids)
Source: RefSeq, a predicted model, not a curated record